Trichosurus vulpecula (common brushtail) is the source of this 2456-nucleotide messenger RNA. RefSeq names its product leucine rich repeat and fibronectin type III domain containing 2 (gene LRFN2). Bases 54 to 2456 code for a protein of 800 amino acids. The record is from RefSeq and is a predicted model, not a curated record. Lineage: Eukaryota; Metazoa; Chordata; Mammalia; Diprotodontia; Phalangeridae. The transcript is spliced from 4 exons. Gene Ontology annotation, molecular function: protein binding. Gene Ontology annotation, cellular component: cell surface; postsynaptic density membrane.
UCCAGCAAUAAGGACCUUUUUUCUCUGGGCACCAAGGCCCAAGUGAGCAGACCAUGGAGACCCUGCUCAGCAGCCUCCUGGCAUUUGGCAUGGCAUUUGCUGUUGUUGAUGCCUGCCCCAAGUACUGCGUCUGCCAGAACCUCUCUGAAUCCCUAGGGACAUUGUGUCCCUCCAAGGGGCUGCUCUUUGUGCCACCAGACAUAGAUCGCCGGACGGUGGAGUUGCGUCUGGGUGGCAAUUUCAUUAUCCACAUAAGCCGCCAGGACUUUGCCAACAUGACAGGGCUAGUGGACCUGACGCUGUCCAGGAACACCAUCAGCUACAUCCAGCCCUUCUCUUUCUUGGACCUGGAGAGCCUCCGGUCGCUGCACUUGGAUAGUAAUCGCUUGCCAAGCAUCGGUGAGGAUACCCUCCGUGGCCUGGUCAACCUUCAGCACCUCAUUGUCAACAAUAACCAGCUGAGUAACAUUGCCGAUGAUGCUUUUGAGGACUUCCUGCUGACCCUGGAAGAUCUGGAUCUCUCCUACAACAAUCUCCGUGGGCUACCCUGGGACUCGGUCCGGCGCAUGGUCAACCUUCAUCAGCUCAGUCUGGACCAUAACCUCCUGGACCACAUCGCCGAGGGCACCUUCGCUGACCUCCAGAAGCUAGCCCGCCUGGAUCUCACCUCCAACCGGCUACAGAAGCUGCCUCCGGACCCUAUCUUUGCCCGCUCCCAGUCAUCCAGUCUGACUGCCACACCCUUCACCCCACCCUUGUCUCUCAGUUUUGGGGGAAACCCACUGCACUGCAACUGUGAGCUGUUAUGGCUGAGACGUCUAGAAAGGGAUGAUGACCUGGAGACAUGUGGCUCUCCAGCCAGCCUGAAGGGCCGAUACUUCUGGCACGUGCGUGAAGAGGAGUUUAUGUGUGAACCCCCCCUCAUCACCCAGCAUACCCACAAACUGCUGGUGCUAGAAGGCCAAGCUGCCACACUCAAGUGCAAGGCCAUUGGAGACCCCAGUCCUCUAAUCCACUGGGUGGCCCCGGAUGACCGCCUCAUUGGGAAUACAUCCCGAACUGCCGCCUAUGACAAUGGCACCUUAGACAUCCUCAUCACCACCUCACAGGAUUAUGGUGCCUUCACCUGCAUCGCUGCCAAUGCAGCCGGUGAGGCCACAGCCACCGUGGAGGUAUCCAUUGUCCAGUUGCCUCACUUAAGCAACGGCACCAGCCGUACCACGUCCCCCAAAUCUCGCCUCUCUGACAUCACUGGUUCCAGCAAGGCCGGCCGAGGGGGAGGAACUGGAGGUGCUGGUGGUGGAGCAGGGGGUGGGGAGGCCUCCAAGGGUCCCCCAGAGAGAGCUGUGCUUGUGUCUGAUGUGACCACCACUUCAGCUCUGGUCAAGUGGUCAGUGAGCAAAUCGGCCCCACGAGUGAAGAUGUACCAGCUGCAGUAUAACUGCUCCGAUGAUGAGGUAUUAAUCUACAGGAUGAUCCCAGCUUCCAACAAGGCCUUCGUGGUGAACAAUCUGGUGUCGGGGACCGGCUAUGACCUGUGCGUGUUGGCGAUGUGGGAUGACACGGCCACCACCCUCACGGCCACCAAUAUCGUGGGCUGCGCCCAGUUCUCCACCAAGGCAGACUAUCCUCAAUGUCAGUCCAUGCACAGUCAGAUACUGGGAGGCACAAUGAUCCUGGUCAUUGGGGGCAUCAUCGUGGCCACGCUGCUGGUCUUCAUUGUCAUCCUCAUGGUGCGCUACAAGGUGUGCAAUCACCAGGGUCCUGGGAAGAUGAAUGCCGCGGCUGUCAGCAACGUCUACUCCCAGACCAACGGGGCGCAGCCGCCGCCGCCGCCGCCACCAUCCAACGCGGUACAGAACGGGGCGCCACCGCAAGUGCACCCCAAGGCGUCCAUGAGGAACGAGCACUUUGGAAGCGGCCUGGGGCGCAGCAGCGGCUCCUCUUCGUCCUCCAGCUCCUUGGCCAGUACGGACGGGGCGGGUGGCCGGGGCCCCUGGAGGCUCCCUCCGCCGGGCGCUCGCCCCAAGCCCAACCUCGACCGUCUCAUGGGGGCCUUCGCCUCGCUGGACCUCAAGUGCCAGAGGAAGGAGGAGCCUCUAGACUCCAGGACUCCGGCCGGGGCCGGGGCUAUGGGGCGUCACUCGGACCGCGAGCCACUGCUGGGGCCACCGGCGGCACGGGCCAGGAGCCUCCUGCCGCUGCCUCUGGAGUGCAAGGCGCGGCGCAGCCACUCCUUCGACAUGGGGGACUUCGCGGCGGCGGGGGCGGCGUCCGGGCCGUCCGGGGGAACCGCGGCACAGGGAGGCUACAGCCCGCCGCGGAGAGUGACGAACAUCUGGACCAGGCGUAGCCUCUCGGUCAAUGGCAUGCUCCUGCAGUUUGAGGACAGUGACCUCGUGGGGCCCAGGGGCACUUAUGGCAGCUCCGAGUGGGUGAUGGAGAGCACGGUGUAG